AAGUUCUCCACUGUUCUUCAUUUCUAUUGAAGACCCACUAGAUGAUAUGAGUCAAGCCCUCCAAAGAAGGGUAUAGCUCAGGAAAUAACCCUGGAAGAUGGUGGCCAUGAAGACGUUCUCUCUGCUGCUGGUGCUCCUGUUCCUGGCGGUGGGGCUCGGAGAGAAGGAAGAGGGUCACUCCAGAUCCCAUGCUAAGGUGAGCGGCUCCCGACCUCGAGGCCCAAGGUACGCUGAAGGGACUUUCAUCAGUGACUACAGUAUUGCCAUGGACAAGAUCCGCCAACAAGACUUUGUGAACUGGCUGCUGGCCCAGAAGGGGAAGAAGAAUGACUGGAAACACAACAUCACCCAGAGGGAGGCCCGGGCCCUAGAGCUCACUGGUCAGUCCACCAGCAAGGAGGAGGCAGCUGGGCAGCAGAGCUCCCCACCCAGGAACCCCAGUGAUGAAGAUUUGCUGAGGGAUUUGCUGAUUCAAGAGCUGCUGGCCUGGUUGGUGGAUCUGAAGGAGCUCUGCAGCCUCAGGUCUCAGUGACUCUGAGCAAGCCCAGCUCAGGACUGGACUCUGCCCUUCAUUUACUCAGCCCCUGCCUCAGCGCCUCUGGAGAACCCAAGAGAAGGCAAACCAAUAAA
Messenger RNA from Lemur catta (Ring-tailed lemur), 630 nucleotides. It is a transcript of the gene GIP, whose product is annotated as gastric inhibitory polypeptide. Gene Ontology annotation, cellular component: extracellular region. Gene Ontology annotation, molecular function: hormone activity; glucagon receptor binding. The transcript is spliced from 6 exons. The coding region runs from base 98 to 532 and encodes 144 amino acids. Gene Ontology annotation, biological process: response to starvation; regulation of insulin secretion; regulation of fatty acid biosynthetic process. NCBI's taxonomy places the organism in Eukaryota, Metazoa, Chordata, Mammalia, Primates, Lemuridae. The record is from RefSeq and is a predicted model, not a curated record.